AUUACCCCAUCCUAUAAGGAUUCCUAGGGUUUCUCUCAUUUCUAGGGUUUUCACCAACUUCGCUUUCUUCCCCGGACCCAAGCUGCCGAUCUCUCGACCGCCAAAAUGCCGUCACACAAGACCUUCAUCAUCAAGAAGAAACUGGCGAAGAAGAUGAGGCAGAAUCGUCCCAUCCCUCACUGGAUCCGUAUGAGGACCGACAACACCAUCAGGUACAACGCAAAGCGCAGGCACUGGCGUCGCACCAAGCUAGGGUUCUAAGGUGGUGGCUUCAAAUCUCGCGUUGAUUUAUUAGCUUAUUUUGAUGAAAAUUUAGGGGUUAAUUUGUUUUUGCAAAGACAAUGAUACAGAGCUUGGUGGUUUUGUAUUUUUGCGUAAGGAGAAGGCCAUUUGUACGGAACCAUUUGGAAUUUUUGUGAUUGAUCAGUCUUGUUUUUCGAUAUUUCUAAGCUUUUUAUACUGAUUUUGAAUCAUGAGUAAGCCUUAUUCUCUCCGAAUUGUGAGGGAAUGCAUCUAUCAAUUAUUGUUUCCACUA
Molecule: messenger RNA, 535 nt
Organism: Vitis riparia (riverbank grape)
Lineage: Eukaryota; Viridiplantae; Streptophyta; Magnoliopsida; Vitales; Vitaceae
Product: 60S ribosomal protein L39-like
Exons: 3
Coding region: 106-261 (51 amino acids)
Biological process (GO): translation
Cellular component (GO): ribosome; cytosolic large ribosomal subunit
Molecular function (GO): structural constituent of ribosome
Source: RefSeq, a predicted model, not a curated record